Messenger RNA from Gastrolobium bilobum, 1007 nucleotides. RefSeq lists its product as uncharacterized. The record is from RefSeq and is a predicted model, not a curated record. Lineage: Eukaryota; Viridiplantae; Streptophyta; Magnoliopsida; Fabales; Fabaceae. The coding region runs from base 147 to 722 and encodes 191 amino acids. The transcript has 4 exons.
UAUUCAUUUUCUUCUCACAAGUCAUAAUUAACAACUGCAUCAAACCAAAAAUUCACGCUUUCUUUUAUUCUUCUCUUCACGCUUUUGUUCUCAAAACCAUCCAAGCUUCGUUUCGCACAGCUUUUAUCCAAAGCUUCAAAUAAACAAUGUAUCCAAGGGUGAAGGUAAGACAGGAACCGAAUCAAGAAGACGAUGAUGAUUUACGGGACCUGGGUUUGAAAGCUUUCAUCUCUCCAUCCGUGCAUGCUUCUCCUUCUCCGGUGGUGAACCAGAAAGUUGUGUCCGUGCCAUCCAUUGUCAAAGUACCAAAGUGUUAUGUUGUUCCCCGAGUAUCUGUAACUGAAGAUUUUGGAGACAGCAGUUUGACAUGCGAUUCUUCUUCAGAACCUGAGAAGGAGGAUAAUACUGAUGACAAUAAAGUUAAUAUUAAAGCCAGUUCCAUUCCCCGUCCUCGUGCUGUCAUUUCUAGUCCUGAUAAUGACAUAUUGAUCGGGAAUAGAAACCGGAAUAGAGAUGGAAGACUUUCUGCACCGAAGAAUGGUACCGUACAAAAUAGACAUGCACACUGUAAAGUUAAAUCACAUGACGUUACUGAUAUUCCUCCAGACACAAGAAAAUACAAGGAGCCUGGGUCCAAGCAUAAAAUUGAUCCUGUAGAGAAAAAAAAGGUUCAUAAAGGCAGCAUAAAAUCUGAAAAUGUAGCUAGGGAGUGGAAGUUUUAGUUCCAUUAUAAUCUAAGAGCGUGGCUAGUUACUAGAUUGUUGGUAGCCAAAAUGUAUUACGAUGUUAGUGUAGGACGAGGUUCACUAAACACCCCCCGCCCCCCUCUCCAAAACAAAAAAAGAAAAGGAAAAGAAAGAAUAAAAUUGUGCAUGUUUUGAUUUAAUCAUGCUUAAUACUUUUACACCAAUACAAUGUUUACCUGAUGCGCGUGCAUGUCAGAUUCUUUACGGAAGAAGCUAAAGCCUGUGAUAUCAUUUAUCUUUUCUUCUACUACUACUUCAUAU